UAUUCAAGUGACAUUGUCUAAAACGAAUUUUGAGUCAGUUACUACUUUCCCACAUACACGGGAGGUUAUCAGAACUUUUCGAACAACUGAAAAAUCGGAAGUCUUGAACUCAACUAGAAAUUUUCGAGGCAGUUGUAGUAAUUACUUUAGUUUAGGGAGAGCUAGAAACUUUCAAGCACCAACACCAUGGACACCAACACCAUCAACCCUGAGGACGACUGUAGUAACAUCUCCAACAAGGAUGUGGAGACCGAUCCGGACCAGGAGCUCCAGACCUCAUCCGAAAUCCAGACUCCGGAAACACCGCAGACAGGACAGCGCAAGCGGAUGGACACGCCCAUUCGGGUGCGAGACAUGAUCAACCUUUACAACUUUGCCACUCAAAAGAACCAGGAACUGGAGAUGGCCAAGUCCCUUUACUUUGGCGCCAUGUCAGAGGAAGCCCAGAGGACGGAUCUAGAGGGCGGUAGCAGCCUUUGCAACAUGUCCAUGUCGGAGGACAAGGAAAAAGAAAAUGAGAGUGUGCUUCGAGUGUCCAAGGAGUCUGUAGUCUUCCAAUCGGCCAAUGACGAGCUUCCGUCUGAUCCGAAUACAGUAGAAAGGUCCUAUCAAAGCAAAACCACAAUUCGACACACUAAUCAAGGCGUUCGGAUAAUCAUCGACAUAUUUUUUGAUAAAAAAGAUAGCGAGAUAGACAUUGUGGGCAGCCGCGUGGAGACGGACAUCCCCGAGAGCCGCAUCCUGUCCGAUUUCCAGCAGCAUUCGCUGGACAUGCAGAACCAGGAGCAAAAGCCGGAGAUCCAGGAUGGGACCAGUGCCCCCAAAUCCACUUAGACUAGCCCCAGGUACCCAGGAGAUAACUCACUAAAUUCCAGGUUACAAGGUCUACAAAUAGUUUUUAUGUAUGUGUUAUUUUCUUUAUUU
Molecule: messenger RNA, 924 nt
Organism: Drosophila sechellia
Lineage: Eukaryota; Metazoa; Arthropoda; Insecta; Diptera; Drosophilidae
Exons: 3
Coding region: 187-834 (215 amino acids)
Source: RefSeq, a predicted model, not a curated record